AUGGACAAACUUGAGAAGCUGCGUCCAGUGGGUUUACUGGAGAAGUUCUCCACCGCACGGCACCCUCUGGGGUUUUACUACAACGUUGCUCUGGCGGCGUCCUACACGCUUCCGGAAUCCUUCGCUCUGCCACUGAAGGACUAUAUAUAUAAGGCUACUGAAACACUCAUCAACCAGCAUCCGAUUCUGUCUGCAAUCCCCGUGGAUGAGGAAACGAACGACCCCUACUUCGCUCGCCUACCAGAAAUCGACCUCUCCCAGCAGAUUCUUUUCCAGAAGCGCUCUGUCAGCCCCACCGAUAUAGAUGAGCCUGACACUGAGCUGCAAUCUCUUCUCCAAGAGCAGCAUGCCAUCGGGUUUAAAAACCCGCUCCCCUACUGGAGACUGUUGAUCCUCACCGACGAUGCCAAGGACAAGCCCUUCACAGCUGUCUUCGUCUACCAUCACGCAAUUGGGGAUGGCGGGUCGGGAAAGGCCUUUCAUCGAACAUUUCUAGAGGCUCUUCGCGGCGCGGCAUCCCUGAAACCAGACGAAGCCCAGCAGAUUGUCGCCUCCCCGGAUACACCGCUGCUGCCUAACCUCGAGGCAGCGCAUCCUCUCCCGCUCUCGUUCUCGUAUCUCAUGAAGCUCCUAUUCAAGGAGAAAAUCUACACCAAGCAAGACCGCGCUCUGUGGACCGCUGCAACGAUCCGCAGCCCGCUGACAACGCACCUUCGCCUCAUUGCGCUGUCCGCGGCGCAGACCUCCGCCUUACUCAAGCUCUGCCGCCAAAACAACACCACCGUCACCUGUGCCGUGCAGACCGUCAUUGCGCGCGCGACCUUCCCACAUCUCCCUGAGGAAUACGCGCGCGUCAUGUGCAGCGGGGCCAUUUCGUCCCGGAAAUGGUUGCCGGAGGUUAUCAAUGACGACUCGAUGGGCGUUUGGGUGCAGGAGUUCGCUGAGAUAUACAGCCGCAACGCUGUAACGGGGGGGUCGUUUCCGUGGGCCGAAGCGAAGCGGUCUCGCAAGACGAUCACAAAGGAGCUCCGUUUGAAGGGGAAAAAUACCUCCGUGGGUCUGUUGAAGUUUGUGCAUGAUUUCUCCAAGUAUCUGAUGGAGGAUCGGCUGGGAAAGCCGAGAAGAGCGUCCUACGAAGUGUCGAGUCUGGGCGUGGUGAAGACGGAGAAUCCGGAGGACGCCUCGCUGCCGCAGAUGGGGAGAGUCAUAUUCAGCCAGAGUGCGUCUGUCACGGGUAGUGCUUUCGAGGUCUCUGUUAUCACGGGCCCGGAUGGAUGUUUGGCUAUGGGCAUCUCGUGGCAGGCUGAAAUCCUCGAGGACGAUUUGAUGCUGGCGGUGAUUGAAUCGCUUAAGAAGGAGCUAAAUGAGCUUUGCAUAUAA
Molecule: messenger RNA, 1380 nt
Organism: Aspergillus ochraceoroseus IBT 24754
Lineage: Eukaryota; Fungi; Ascomycota; Eurotiomycetes; Eurotiales; Aspergillaceae
Exons: 2
Coding region: 1-1380 (459 amino acids)
Molecular function (GO): N-acetyltransferase activity
Source: RefSeq, a predicted model, not a curated record